This is a messenger RNA of Fusarium coffeatum, 1407 nucleotides long. RefSeq lists its product as uncharacterized. Gene Ontology annotation, cellular component: proteasome regulatory particle, base subcomplex. Gene Ontology annotation, biological process: proteasome-mediated ubiquitin-dependent protein catabolic process. The record is from RefSeq and is a predicted model, not a curated record. The transcript is spliced from 5 exons. The coding region runs from base 1 to 1407 and encodes 468 amino acids. Gene Ontology annotation, molecular function: ATP hydrolysis activity; ATP binding; proteasome-activating activity. Lineage: Eukaryota; Fungi; Ascomycota; Sordariomycetes; Hypocreales; Nectriaceae.
AUGCUUAUUCGCCUGGUCUGUAUGGCCGCGGCUCAGAAGCAAAGACAUUUCGAGCUUGAUUUGACAGGAUGGGUCAAGGACAAUCCGAAGGAUAAGCCCAAGUACGAGCCCCCGCCAAGGCCUACAACGCGAGUUGGCCGCAAGAAGAGAAAGGCCGGUGGCACCAGCGCCGCUCAGAAGCUUCCCGCCGUUUAUCCUACCAGCCGAUGCAAGCUCCGACUCUUGCGAAUGCAGCGAAUCCACGAUCAUCUUUUGCUCGAGGAGGAAUAUGUAGAGAACCAGGAGCGUCUACGCAAAGCUAAGGCAGCCAAGGAAGGUCAAACUGCUGGCGCUGGCGCUGACGCCGACGUUGACCGACUUGCCGAUGAGCGUGGUCGUGUUGAUGACAUGCGAGGAAGCCCCAUGGGUGUCGGAACUCUGGAAGAGCUCAUUGAUGACGACCAUGCUAUCGUCAGUAGCACUACCGGCCCUGAGUACUACGUCAGCAUCAUGAGCUUUGUCGACAAGGACCUUUUGGAACCCGGUGCCAGUGUACUACUACAUCAUAAGAGUGUUAGCAUUGUUGGUGUUCUGACAGAUGACGCCGACCCUAUCGUCAGUGUGAUGAAGCUCGACAAGGCGCCGACAGAGUCAUAUGCCGAUAUUGGUGGUUUGGAACAACAGAUCCAGGAAGUCAGAGAGUCAGUGGAGUUGCCACUGCUUCACCCCGAGCUUUACGAGGAGAUGGGUAUCAAGCCCCCGAAGGGCGUCAUUCUCUAUGGUGCACCUGGUACCGGAAAGACGCUACUGGCCAAGGCUGUUGCCAAUCAAACAUCUGCCACUUUCCUACGUAUCGUGGGUAGUGAGCUUAUUCAGAAGUAUCUCGGUGACGGACCUCGACUUGUUCGACAGCUUUUCCAGGUUGCUGGCGAGAACGCACCCUCUAUUGUCUUUAUUGACGAAAUCGAUGCCAUUGGUACGAAGCGUUACGAUUCGACAUCGGGUGGUGAGAGAGAAGUCCAGCGAACCAUGCUGGAGCUUCUCAACCAGCUGGACGGUUUCGAUGAUCGUGGUGACGUCAAGGUCAUCAUGGCCACCAACAAGAUCGAUACUCUGGAUCCCGCUCUGAUUCGACCUGGACGUAUCGACCGAAAGAUUCUGUUCGAAAACCCCGACCAGAACACCAAGCGCAAGAUUUUCACUCUCCACACUUCCAAGAUGAACCUUAACGACGACGUCGAUUUGGAAGAGUUCAUCUCCCAGAAGGACGACCUUUCAGGUGCCGACAUCAAGGCCAUUUGCUCCGAGGCUGGUCUUUUGGCCCUUCGAGAGCGAAGAAUGCGGGUGCAGAUGGCGGACUUCCGAUCAGCGCGUGAAAGAGUGCUCCGUACAAAGCAGGAGGGUGAGCCAGAGGGUCUGUAUUUGUAA